AUGGCAUCUCAUUGUGGACCCACGACGUCUGCCCUGUUCCUGCUCUGCUGCGUGGGGAGCUGGCUGACUUCCCACUCGUUUCCCGCUCUAGGACCGACGGAGAGAGGGAAAAUAUUCAAGGAAUUACAGUUCUUGUCAAAGACACUUUUGGAAAACUACGUGAAGGAAGAAAAGGGGGUGCCCAUGUCCCACAGUUACACGCUACCGUGUCUCAUCCCCGAUGCCCAGCCACCAAACAACAUCAACAUCUCAGCCAUUCGGACAUAUCUCCAGACCAUCCAACAGUUAAGAGAUAACACAACUAUGGGUGAAAUCAUAGAACAUCUCGACAAACUCAAAUUUCAAGAUGCUUCAAAAACAAAAAUUUCCGCGCCUACAGGCACCCUUGAACACAAGCGCUUCAUCUUGACUAUCCUAACACAGUUUUCGGAGUGCAUGGAACUUGCGUCGAAACCAUCUAGCCCUGCAGCCUGA
This is a messenger RNA of Propithecus coquereli (Coquerel's sifaka), 474 nucleotides long. RefSeq names its product interleukin 31 (gene IL31). The record is from RefSeq and is a predicted model, not a curated record. Lineage: Eukaryota; Metazoa; Chordata; Mammalia; Primates; Indriidae. The transcript has 3 exons. Gene Ontology annotation, molecular function: cytokine receptor binding; cytokine activity. Bases 1 to 474 code for a protein of 157 amino acids.